CAUUCCACCACCACGUCAAUGGUGCUUAUUAGCACAUCUGCUACCGGCGCCCAUAAUCUUGGUUUCUUCUGUUAAUGGCUGGAGCUUUCAGCGGUCACAUCUUGAAUUCAUACAAUACAACAAUGCAACAGCCAACACCAGCAUUUGGUCAGCCUCAGUCGAGGAUUGUUACCAGCGGCGCGAUGUCGUUCGAUGCGUCGAUGCAUGGCAGCUUUAGACCAACCAAUCCCUUUUAUAAUUACCCAUUCUCUAUGGAUAUCUCCGAAGAUACGGCCAUCAAGAUCGCUACGCUUCAGGCUAAACUAAACAAGAAGCUUGGGCCGGAGUACAUCUCACAGAGGCCUGGUCCUGGAGGUGGACCUAAGCUCACGUAUGCCGAAGGGUGGAAAAUUAUCAACAUUGCAAACGAGGUGUUUGGGUUCAAUGGAUGGAGCUCCCAAAUUGUCAAUAUGACCACCGACUACAUGGACUACAAUGAGGAGUCCAAGAGAUGUAACGUCGGUGUUUCUUGCAUUGUUCGUGUCACCCUUAGCUGCGGUGUGUUUCAUGAAGAUGUUGGAUAUGGGACGGCAGAGAAUGCGAAGGGCAAAGCUCAGGCUAUCGACAAGAGUAAGAAGGAAGCUGUGACUGAUGCAGUGAAGCGAGCGCUUCGUAACUUCGGAUCACUCCUUGGAAAUUGUUUAUACGACAAGUCAUAUACCCAAGAGAUCACGAAGAUUAAAGUUCCACCCGCAAAAUUUGACAAGUCCGAGCUAUAUCGCCGUCCAGAGUUCGAUGACACAAAACCUAACAUCUCAGGCAAUGCUUCAAAGGUUGCACCUGCUUCAGUACAGACGGCACAUCAGACGCAUGUGACUGCUCCAGAUGUGAAAGUAGACACGGUUGUGGUGAAGUCUGAGCCGGUUCUAGGAGCCGGGGCCUCCAUCACAUAUGUUCCCCGACACAUACGACAGGAGAUGACUGCUGGUGCAAAUGGUGCCACAAGCACUACCCCAGGCCGUAAUGACCAAGCACCAGGGAACGGUCGCAGUACUACCAAUGGCCUGAACACUCCUAUCCAUACGCCAGCCCAACGAGCAGGAAAUGCGAAUCGUGGACAGUAUAGGCAAACCGCCCCGUCACCACUUGCUCAGCCUGAACAACGACGCGUGUCAUUUGCAGAACCGGCUGCAGAACCGCCGCCAGCGGACGAGGCUGAAAUACCGGCGGUUGAUGAGACGUCAUACAGUAUUGACUCAGAUGAUGACGAAUUCUAUGCCAAUGUUGAUCUCGGGGAUGGUGACUUGGGGAGACCAAUCGACUUCGAAGAGGGCAUGGGUGGAGUGAGUGUCUCGGACGUGACUUUCGACCAGGGCGAGGCCGCACCAUCAGGGAAUCCUCGAGAAUCCUCGAAGGAUCCCCAGGGAAACUCGGUGCAUGGCCAGGAAAUCUCUAGUUCUGGAAGAGACAAGUCAACUACUCUAGGAGGUUCUCACUCGAACGCACUACGCCCACAAGCUGGUCCAUCAACUUCAAAUGGAGUACGUCAUGGACUCAACGAUGCAGCAAGUGUACCUGCAGCGCCUCCGAAAACACGCGAAUCAAGCUCCAGCGUAUCUGUUUCUUCUUCGGAAGCUAGGCGUGCCGCUCCAUCUAUGGGAGGGUUCCAUUUCCCCCCGGGCAUGAACCUGGCUGCACAGCAACCAAAACCAAUGGGGCCUCCUCAACCUUCAAACUGGACAACGGGUUCCGCUUCCAAUUCGUCUAACAGUUCGGCCCUGAAACGUAAAGCCGACACCAUCCAAACCUCUUCAUCAUCAUUCAGACCCCUGCAAGGUCUUGGCCUCGCUCAGCAACAACAAUCAGCCGCUGGAAUCCCCAACGGAACUCGAAGACCUCUGGCAAACCUUGAUUUUAGCGCCAGCGGUGAUAUGAAACGAGCAAAACGCUAGUGUUCGCCGCCUAGUCCUGGAAGGAGUUUUUUCCUCAUGUCCCCCCUUGUUUUAAGCAUGCCUUUACAGUGUUUUAUUCUAUGUCGUCCAGCAUUUCGUCCAGCAUUUGUACACCUCCUCUGCAAUUUGUUUCCGCUUCUUUGUAUCAUUUUCAUCGCAAUCACAUAUGCAUCCUAAUACAAUGUUUUUUCUAU
Messenger RNA from Suillus clintonianus, 2125 nucleotides. RefSeq names its product Rad52/22 family double-strand break repair protein-domain-containing protein. Gene Ontology annotation, cellular component: nucleus. Gene Ontology annotation, biological process: double-strand break repair via homologous recombination; mitotic recombination; double-strand break repair via single-strand annealing. NCBI's taxonomy places the organism in Eukaryota, Fungi, Basidiomycota, Agaricomycetes, Boletales, Suillaceae. The transcript is spliced from 5 exons. Bases 75 to 1931 code for a protein of 618 amino acids. The record is from RefSeq and is a predicted model, not a curated record.